Acanthosepion pharaonis is the source of this 678-nucleotide messenger RNA. The record is from the annotation of a GenBank genome assembly. Lineage: Eukaryota; Metazoa; Mollusca; Cephalopoda; Sepiida; Sepiidae.
AUGCCUACAUCUCGAAAGUAUCAAUCCGAUGUCUUUCCUUCUUGGCCAGUGCCCAUGAUUCGCAUCCGUAGCUGGCGAUAUCGAAAGCAAUGCUUUUCGACAUGCCAUAUUACCUAUCUAUCUAUCUAUCUAUCUAUCUAUCUAUGCAUUGUUGAUUACAAACAUUCUAUCUAUCUAUCUAUCUAUCUAUCUAUCUAUCUAUCUAUCUAUCUAUCUAUGUUUAUUUAUCUCACUAUUGAUGAGAACGACGUACAUAGAGACAUCAAUCACCUGAACUCAUUUCUAUCUCGUUUCUCUUACAUUUCCCGAUGUCUGUCUCUCCUUUUCACUCUUUCUAUUUAUUCAUCUAUUUUUUUAAUUCUCUUUUCCCCCUCUAUUUCUUUACUUCAUCUCUCACCAAUGUCUUUUCCUUUCCCCAUCUCUGUUUUUCAUUUUAACUCCACUUCUUUUCUCCCUUUCUUUCACCUUCUCUUUCUGUAUCAUCUUCUGUCCAUUUUUCUCCCAACAACUCAUCCUUACGAGAGUAAGAAAGGAAACAGUAAAAUCAACAAUAGAAGUAAUAUUCCCAUUCAGCAGAGAAGACUUAUUUUUCGCAUGCUAUGGAUUUGGAAAUCAAACCUCAUUUUGGAACAAAUGAACUUGUUCAUUUGGAAAGUUAAAAAUUCGAACUGGUUAUAA